This is a messenger RNA of Archocentrus centrarchus (flier cichlid), 1578 nucleotides long. Its product is annotated as disabled homolog 1-like. Gene Ontology annotation, cellular component: cytoplasm. The record is from RefSeq and is a predicted model, not a curated record. The coding region runs from base 53 to 1174 and encodes 373 amino acids. NCBI's taxonomy places the organism in Eukaryota, Metazoa, Chordata, Actinopteri, Cichliformes, Cichlidae. The transcript is spliced from 10 exons.
ACAAGCUAAGCAGCAGGAAAAGAGCAGAAACACACUCCCAGCAGACGUCAUCAUGAUGGAGACACAGCAAAAGACUGGAAGUUGUCCUGCACCAUGCCAAACUGCUGUCACAACCAGCACAACAGAAACUUCCGGCGCAUCCAUGUACACUAUGUCUCGUUUCCAUGGGGAAGGAGUUCGCUACAAAGCCAAGCUGAUUGGCAUGGAUCCGGUACCUGAUGCCCUGGGAGAAAAAAUGUGCCGAGACUCCAUGAUGAAACUAAAGGGCUUUGAGGUAGCAUUAAGGAAACAGGGAGUGCACAAGAAGAGAAUUUGGUUGAAAAUUUCCUCCAGUGGCUUGAAAAUUCUGGAUGAAAGGACCGGGGUUAUUCUUCAUGACCAUGAGAGGAACAGGAUUAGCUCUUUAACCAAAGAUGAGACUGACCCCAGAGCUCUAGCCUACAUCUACCAGCAUCAGGACACCUACGUCCUCUUCUACAUCAAGACGGCUAACCUGGCACAUCCAGUGUUUCUUGACAUCAAGGAAGUUUGUCAGUCCGUGUACCAAGAGAGCCCACAGCAGCCUGCAGAGACACCGACACAAAGCUCUUCUUUACUGGUUCUAAAUGAGAGUUCAGCAGCCAAGGGACAAGUUCUUGAGGAAGUGUUCAGCCCACGGUCAGAUGUUUCAUCCCAGCAAUCAAACCAGGCCUCUUCCACUAAUGAGCUGAUGGAAGUGUUCUCCACCCCAUCGGAGGAACCUUUGACACCCACUCAAAUCCCAUGUAAGCCAGAGUCUCUACAGCAACAGCAAGUGCUCUCCACUUCACAGAUUCUCUCCAUGUUCCCCACACAUCCUGCAGGUGGCUCUCCAUACUCAUCUCCCACAUACCCUCCAGCCACCAUGCCUUGGGGCCAACAGGCACUUCCUGGAAACCAGUGGGUGGGUCCUUGGCCUACCACCCCUGGUAGCAUUUCUGCAUGGGCACCACAAGGUGUCACAGUAUCCCCUGCAGGAAGCCAGAUUCAGACUCCCAGCAUGGUGAACCCUCAGCCCAGUUUCAUUGUGGGAGGAAAUGCACCUCCUGCUGUUAACAGCUACUCCACACCUUUAAACUCCUUCUCUGCCCCUACAGGAACAACAGCAACACCACUAUCAGUGUCCUCCCCCUUGGAGAACCCCUCCCUCCUUUGAAGGGGUUGUGAUUCUGAAUUUAUUGAGUUCUUGUUUUAUUUUUAGAACUUUUAGGAAAAGAAAACACUAGCACACACCGAUGAUGAGGCUCUAAAUUGUUGCACAAAUAUUCUAUUCACACAUUUUCUUAAAUACUUAACCAGUUCUGGGUCAUAGGGGGCUGCAGCCUAACUCUGCUGCCAUAGGAUGAGAGGUGGGGUACACUCUGGACAGUUCUUCAGUCUAUCACAGGGGCUAACACACAGAAACAAUCAUUCAACCAUUUAGCUGUUGAGUUGAGGUGAAGUUGAAGAAUUUGGAGGAAGUCCAUUUUUUCCAUCCACUUUAUGCAUCGUACAGUACCAGUACCAUUGGCAGCAAAGCAUCCCCAGAAUAUGAUGCUACCACCACCAUGCUUGACAUUU